Messenger RNA from Mizuhopecten yessoensis (Yesso scallop), 1701 nucleotides. RefSeq names its product amiloride-sensitive sodium channel subunit beta-2-like. The transcript has 11 exons. The coding region runs from base 1 to 1701 and encodes 566 amino acids. Gene Ontology annotation, molecular function: ligand-gated sodium channel activity. Gene Ontology annotation, biological process: sodium ion transmembrane transport. NCBI's taxonomy places the organism in Eukaryota, Metazoa, Mollusca, Bivalvia, Pectinida, Pectinidae. Gene Ontology annotation, cellular component: membrane. The record is from RefSeq and is a predicted model, not a curated record.
AUGGAAACAAAAGACAAACCACGAUUUCGACUUUUGCUUCGUGAAAUGGCGGAGAACAGCACACUUCACGGCCUUCCGAAGAUCUUUGGUGCCAAACAAGCUUACAUGAAGAUUUUUUGGACCGUGGUCUUUAUAGCAACAACUGGAUAUCUAAUCUUUCAACUCGCUAAUCUGUUCGAGAGCUAUUACUCAUGGCCUAUCAAAACGGCUGUGACAUUAAAGCACAAUCCACUGCAGUUUCCAGCUGUCUCAUUUUGCAAUAUGAAUCCGAUCAAACGGUCCUAUAUAAACCAAACAAGUGAGGCAGUGAUGGCCAUACUGAGACCAGAUUUGGUCAAAAGAAACUCGUCUAAUACUGAAUGGACGGAAGACGAUCCCUUAUUUAAUACGACAGAUUACGGUGAUGAUCUAAAUAAAAACUAUACUGGUAGCCGCUACGAUGAUUCUGACGAAGAUAGCUAUUGGAAUUUUGAUUCAUAUACAUACGACUACAACUAUGAUAACUAUUAUGAUGAUUAUAAUACGGACCCAUCUUCAGAACUAGACAAUCAGCUCAUCAAAGAACUGCUGUCCUAUGAUAACAACGAGUCUCCCAGAGAAAAGUGGAUAGGUCGAAUAGAAGCCUUCAAACACGCUUUCAUGAAUGAAUCCAGCGAGAAACGAGAGAAGUUGGGUCAUUCUAUACAGGAUAUGCUAGUGUCCUGUAGCUACAACGCACGCAAAUGUUUUUACAAUAAUUUCACACUAUUUCAAAGUUCGGAAUACGGAAACUGUUUCACACUUGAGUCCUCGGAUUACUUUUCGAGAAAACCUGGUCCUCUAAAUGGGCUAUGGUUGACCCUGAAUCUAGAAAUCCUGGAGUACAUCACCAGCUUUGUCAUUGGAUACGGUGUGAAGCUUCUGAUCCAUCAACCAGGCACUGUAGUGUUCCCUACAGUGGAGGGCAUUGUCCUCAGUCCGGGACACGAGACCACCAUCGCCUUGAGAAUGGUGAAGGUCGAACGGCUAGGCGAACCCUACGGCGAAUGCUCAGUAGGGGAGGAUUUCCAAAAGGCUUUCGGUAUUCAUUAUACAAUACCUGCGUGUAUCAAGUUGUGUAAACAGCAUUGGGUGGUCAAGAUGUGUAAGUGUUUGCCCACUCAGCUGGAAUUCGAAGUGGACCACGACAAUGAGAUGGAUGAAGCAAAGACCCAUAAAGUUCGAGAAUGUGAAAGUGGAAAUGUUGCUGGUAUGAAAGAACUUGUGUACGAGAAGACGAUAAGUACACGUCCAUGGCCAAACGACGAUUAUUUGAAAUAUGCACUGGUGAGGAGAUUGUGUUGGAAUAAGAACCUGACCUACUUAGAGGAAUUCUGUGGACGAUAUCAAAAUGAUAGCAAGGAAGCUGACGUCACAGUGGCCCGCGAUAACUUCUUAAGAACCGUAAUCUACUUUGAAGAUAUUAACUACGAAGCCAUCACGGAAAGCCCUUUGUAUGACGAGUUCCAGUUCCUGGCGAACAUAGGAGGCACGCUUGGCUUGUUCUUAGGGGCAUCGGUCCUUAGUGCUGUAGAGAUCAUACAACUAUUCAUCGAGAUAUUUAUUUAUCUCAGAGGCCGGUUUUGUCAGAAAGUUCUUAAAAUCAGUGAUGGUAAAAAGAUGCAGGUAAAGCCGCUGCCCGAUAAAGUAAACGAAGAUGCAGUUAAAGAGUUUGACUUCUGA